This is a messenger RNA of Emiliania huxleyi CCMP1516, 729 nucleotides long. RefSeq lists its product as hypothetical. Gene Ontology annotation, biological process: L-cystine transport. The transcript is spliced from 5 exons. Gene Ontology annotation, cellular component: vacuolar membrane. The record is from RefSeq and is a predicted model, not a curated record. NCBI's taxonomy places the organism in Eukaryota, Haptophyta, Isochrysidales, Noelaerhabdaceae. The coding region runs from base 1 to 729 and encodes 242 amino acids. Gene Ontology annotation, molecular function: L-cystine transmembrane transporter activity.
AUGAUCCUGGGCUGGACCUACUUUUUGGCAUGGUCUGUCUCCUUCUAUCCCCAGGCCGUGCUCAACUGGGAGCGCCGCUCGGUCGUUGGGUUGUCCCUUGACUUUACGGCUCUGAAUGUUGUCGGCUUCGCGUGCUAUUCUGUCUUCAACGUGGGCAUGUACUUCUGGCCCGCGGUGCGCGAGCAGUACGCGCAGCGCGCGAUGCCGCUCGUGCGACCGAAUGACGUCUUCUUCUCCCUGCAUGCCCUGGUGCUCUGUGCCAUCGUGGGCUUGCAGGCUAUCAUGUACCCGCGCGGCAGCCAGCGCCUCUCGUGGCUGUCACGCGGCAUGCUGGGCGCCUGCGCUCUCAUGGUGCCCGUCGGAGUCGUGCUCGCGGCCGCGCAUGCGUGCGCGGCGUGCACGUGGCUCGACCUGCUCACCAGCCUCUCCUACUUCAAGCUCGCCAUCUCCAUCACCAAGUACGUGCCGCAGGUCGUGCUCAAUGCGAAGCGGCGCUCCACCGUCGGGUGGAACAUCGACAACGUGGUGCUCGACUUUUGCAGUGGCAUGCUCUCGCUCGCGCAAGCGGUGCUCGACGCGGGCUGCAGCGGCGACUGGAGCGCCAUCGCAGGAAACCCGGUCAAGUUUGGGCUCGGCUUCUCCUCAAUGGUGUUUGACACCGUCUUUCUCAUUCAGCACUACGUUCUCUACCCGAAUCGCCGCUCAAGCGUUGCGCUCAGUCCUCACUGA